Molecule: messenger RNA, 1239 nt
Organism: Fragaria vesca subsp. vesca
Lineage: Eukaryota; Viridiplantae; Streptophyta; Magnoliopsida; Rosales; Rosaceae
Exons: 7
Coding region: 1-1239 (412 amino acids)
Biological process (GO): actin filament depolymerization
Cellular component (GO): cytoplasm; actin cytoskeleton
Molecular function (GO): actin filament binding; zinc ion binding; nucleic acid binding
Source: RefSeq, a predicted model, not a curated record
AUGGCGAACAAAAGACAGAGAGAGGCUCGCAAGAGAUUCAGAGCAGAGCACCCGGAACUGGUCAAAACCCCAGAGCCAACUCCCCCAAAAGACCCAACCAAGAAGAAGAAGAACAAGGUCAAGAAGCCAAGCUUCAAGCCCAAGAGAUCAGAUUCUGAUGGAGCAGCCAAGAAGUCUCGGAGUAAACACCCACUUAGAGUCCCUGGUAUGAAGCCCGGAGAUAGCUGCUUCAUUUGUAAAGGCACUGACCAUAUUGCCAAGCUUUGCCCUGAGAAAGCUGAGUGGGAUAGGCACAAGAUAUGCUUGUUUUGUCGACAAAGGGGGCAUAGUCUGAAGAAUUGUCAAAAGAAGAAUGAGAAUGAUAUGGAGGCGAAGUUGUGUUAUAAUUGUGGAGAAUCUGGGCAUUCGCUUUCUAGAUGCCCCUUGCCUCUUCAAGAUGGUGGAACUAAAUUUGCCAAGUGCUUCGUCUGUAAUGAGACUGGUCACCUGAGCAAGGACUGUCCUAAAAACUCUCAUGGGAUUUAUCCAAAGGGCGGUUCUUGUAAAAUAUGUGGAGGUGUAACACAUUUGGCACGAGACUGUCCUAAUAAAGACAGCAGGAAUUCAAUGGGUGGUGGCAAUUCUAAUCCCAAAUGGAAUGAACCAAGAGGAAAGCUUACUAAAUUUACAAGUGGAGAUGAUCUUGAGGAUGAUUUCAGUUUCAUAGGUGAGAAGUCUGUUGCCAAAACAGAAGAUGAUUCUGCUGUAGUCGCUGGUUCUGCUUCUCGUCCACAGGAAGCUUCUGUAACAUCAAAAAAGAAACAGGGUCCAAAGAUAGCUUCGUCGUCUGGCUUUUCUGUUUCUGGCCUUGCAGUGAAUGACGAGUGCAAGCAGAAGUUCUUGGAGCUAAAAGCCAAGAGAAACCAUCGGUUCAUUGUAUUCAAGAUUGAAAAUCAAGAGGUGGUGGUAGAGAAACUUGGAGAACCAGAUGAAACGUACGAUGAUUUCACAGCAUCGCUGCCAGCGGACGAGUGCCGCUAUGCUGUGUUUGAUCUUGAUUUCACCACUGAUGAAAACUGCCAGAAGAGCAAGAUUUACUUCAUUGCAUGGUCACCUGAUACAUCAAAGGUGAGAAUGAAGAUGGUGUAUGCUAGCUCCAAAGAGAGAAUCAAGAGAGAAUUGGAUGGCAUUCAAGUUGAAUUGCAAGCAACUGAUCCAAGUGAAUUGAGCUUUGACAUUAUUAAAUCUCGAGCUCUUUAA